Plasmopara halstedii is the source of this 912-nucleotide messenger RNA. RefSeq names its product serine threonine protein kinase. The transcript has a single exon. The record is from RefSeq and is a predicted model, not a curated record. Gene Ontology annotation, molecular function: protein kinase activity; ATP binding. Gene Ontology annotation, biological process: protein phosphorylation. NCBI's taxonomy places the organism in Eukaryota, Oomycota, Peronosporomycetes, Peronosporales, Peronosporaceae. The coding region runs from base 1 to 912 and encodes 303 amino acids.
AUGCAAAUACUUCACGAACGAUACCAAGUCACUCGAGAUCUCGGCGUCACAAUGUACGGGUGCAUUGUUGCUUGCGAAGACACAAUAAAUGAUUGUAAAGUCAAGCCGAGUCCGGCACUCUUGCCUCCUGUCGUCGUCAAACAAGUAUCACUUGAGCGUCUGGCUAGAACUAUGAAAGAAUUUUCGUUGAAUAAUCAUCUUGUUGACAACCCAUUUGUUGAGAAAGAGAUUGGAGAAAUCAUACGAACAGCCGGGGGACAUCCAAAUCUUGUACAGUACAAAGACUCAUUUAUUGAACGACAAACGCUUUCGCUCGUGAUGGAAUAUUGUGCAGAUGGCGAUUUGUACAACUAUCUUAGUAGACAAAAACAACGAACCAUGGCGUGUUCGAAUGCACUACAUGUGCUAUUUCAAAUUUCAACAGGGUUAGCAUUUCUACACAAACACGGAAUCGCACAUCGUGAUAUUUCACUCGAAAACAUAAUGCUACAUCAAGGACAGAUUAAACUGGGUGAUUUUGGGCUCGCUACAUAUGCUGCUAGUGCUAGUGGUUGUCAAGUGGGAAAGAAAUACUACAUGGCACCCGAGAUUGUUGCAGGCAAGACGUACGAUCCAAAGGUGGCUGAUAUUUGGUCGCUCGGGAUCGUCAUAUUCAUAAUGCUUACAGGUUCGCCACUUGUACCACUAGCAUCAUCGUCCGUCAAGUCGUUCCGAAUAGUACAACAAGUAGGUAUCAAGCCAGUUCUUCAGGCUUGGGGGGUCGCGUCGACCAUGUCAGCAAGCGCUCUACAGCUACUGUCCGGUAUGUUGCAGACCGACCCGCAGAAGCGUCUGACAGUUACUCAAAUCCUUGAGCAUGGAGCGUUAGAAUCAUUCGUGGAGUGUGCUGAUACGUCUAAACUCCAUUGUUAG